AUGCCUCCCAAGGCUGACGGUCGGCGUAAAUCUGGCAGCAAGACAAGGCUUGUUGUUACUCUCAAAAUUGCCGCGUCUAGAUUGCGCGAAGUGAUGCACGCCGAAUCUCCCGAUGCUGAAUCACCCACCCCAAAAGAGUCUUCUGAGCCCAAGGACUCGCCUGCUCCGUCUGCCCACCUGGCCGUGUCCGGCGUGUCGAACGGUGACAAUGCUUCCGAUUCCAACGCUGCGACACCGGCAGCCGAGGGAACUCCUGCACCUGCAUCAAUGGCGCCCCCAACAGAUGGCCGAAAGAAAGGCGCAAAGAGGUCUGCAGCUACGAUAGAUGGGGUGCCAAAGCCGCGCGGAAAACCGGGCCCCAAGAAGAAGCCUAGAUUGGAGGAUGGCACAAUCGACCACGCCGCUGUCGCUAGAAUGCAAGCAGCCAAACUUGGCCCCAAGGCCAACCAGGGAGCCAUCAAUGCUGGCCUUCGCGCUCUCGAUCGAUCUGGCAAGCCUUGCCGCAAAUGGGCUCGAGGUGGCUUCAAGCUGAAGAGUUUUACCGGUGUAAUUUGGGAGAUUCCUCGCUGGACUGCUCCAAACACAAAGAAGUCUGGUGAAGACGACAAUGACGAGUCUGGGGCGGCUUCAGCCUCUGCUGACAACAGCAGCGGCAAGGAGAAUAAAGCCAAUGGCCAAGAAGAAAACAGUGCCAACAACAGCAAUGCUGGAGGGGAUGUCGAGAUGAACAGCGCUCCUAGCAUCAAUGCUUCGUCACCGGCUCCUAUUGCUAUUUCUGCCGCAUCUUAA
Molecule: messenger RNA, 789 nt
Organism: Metarhizium brunneum ARSEF 3297
Lineage: Eukaryota; Fungi; Ascomycota; Sordariomycetes; Hypocreales; Clavicipitaceae
Gene: ies4
Product: INO80 complex subunit 4
Biological process (GO): chromatin remodeling
Cellular component (GO): Ino80 complex
Source: RefSeq, a predicted model, not a curated record